AUGCGCGCGACUGAGGCACAACGCCGCUCGGAAACGUCCACUGAGCUGUCCAGUGACUACAGCAGUUUCUGCUUUCAGCUUGUUGUAACGGUGAAGCGCAUGCUCAUCCUGCAGUCCCGCGACCCCUUGUCGUUGGCGUGCGAGCUCAUCACGCCGAUUAUCUUUCUUGUCAGCUCCAUUGCCCUGUGGGGCGUCAUCAAGAAGGGCUUCGUCCCGGCGUCUGAUUACUUCAGCGUAGCGGGAGAGUCUAUGACGAAUACGGUGAUGACGCAGGCGAAGGACAUGAUGUGCUACAACGCGACACUCUCCGGCGGUGUCCCGAUCGAGGGCCUCCUGGAGUGUCGCGAGUUCCUGAGAAAGCCUUUAACGCACCCGAGGCUGUUGUGCGCUGAGAACAACCUCACCGGCGCCCCGGUGGGUCUCUGCGUUCUGCAGACUUACGCUUUGAAGUCGUAUUUUACGAUGAGCCGCUAUGUGACACAGAACACGACCCGUGUGCCGACGGUGGACGAGAUGAUCUUGCUGCAGUGGGCAUGGCGCCUCCUUUACCAGCAGAGCGGUGCCUCGUUAGACCGUUUCCAGAUGCUGGACUCCGCCAUGUUAUCCACCGGCACCCUCUACUUUGCGCCGCAGUCUACUGAGACGGAGGCGCUCGUUGCGUACUUCCGCAACACCUCCACCUAUUUCCAGUACGUCUACGGCGGCACCUUCGCCACAGUGGCAGAGGCGGAAGCGAGGGUGCAGAACCGCACCUGCCGCGACCCGCCCAUCUGGGGUAUCAUUCAAGUGGGCAGCUUGACAGCGGAAAAUUUCGAGGUGGCCAUUCGCCUGAACGCCACAGCGCUGCCACAAACGAAGUGGAUGUCGGCACUCUACUACAUCGGUGGCGUGGUGGUGAAGGGGCCGGCCAUGUACAUCCUCUCCGGCUUCACGACGCUGCAGCAGACCGUGUACCACUACUUCCUGAGAGGGGUACUCGGUACGACAAGCACGCCGGAAAAGGAGCUGCUGCUGCUUCCCGCGCCGACACGCGGCUACAGGGACGAUCAGUUUCUCGCUUACGGUGGGCAGUUUGUGCCCCUUAUCCUCGUGCUCGGCUUCCUGUACCCGGUGUCGCAGAUAACCAAACGCGUUGUCCUGGAGAAGGAGCUGCGCUUGCGGGAGGCGAUGCUAAUCAUGGGGCUGUCUGAAGUGGUCAUGUACACGGCGUGGUUCUUGAUUUACGUGGUGCAGUACGCGGCCGUCUCGCUCAUCAUGGCGAUUCUGCUGCGGGCGACGUACUUGGCGAAGUCGAACUUCGGCAUUGUCUUUUUCCUGUUCUUCUUUUACUCACUUUCCGUCAUCACGUUGUCGGGGCUCAUGGCGGUGUUCUUCAACAAGGCGCGCCUGUCGGCGAUCCUGGCGCCGCUCAUUUACCUCGCCUUGUCGAUUCCGCUCUUUACGGUGCAGAACUUGCAGGGUCCCGCGCAGACCGGAUUCUCUUUUCUUUCGCCAUCCGGCCUCGCUGUCGGCAUCGGGAUCCUCUUCUCGCACGAGCUGGGCAGCGGCAUGUCGGCCUCCGACUUGACCUACUUCCGUGACUCGCCGAAAAUGCUUGCGGUGAUCAUCAUCUUGUUUAUGGACUUCAUCAUUUACUUGGUGCUGAUGCUGUACCUCGACGCGGUCCUGCCGAAGCAGUGGGGCACCCGCAAGCACCCGCUCUUCUUCAUCACGGAGCCGGUGCGGUGGUGCUGCGGAUCGAGCGCGCGCGUGCUGGAGGGUGGCGCCGACGGGCGCGCCGAGGAUGGUGUGUUCGAGGACGUCGAAGAACGCGAUGCUGACUACGCCGUUCGCAUCAGUGGACUGCGCAAGGAGUACUUGCGCGGCGGCAAGAGGUUCGUUGCGGUGAACAACCUGUACUGGGGGAUGCGCGAGGGCGAGAUCUCUGUGCUGCUGGGGCACAACGGCGCCGGCAAGACGACGGUGCUGAACAUGAUGACGGGGAUGGUCGAGCCGGACGCGGGCGACUGCUACGUCUACGGCAAUUCUGUCCGCAACGAGCUAGAGAAGGUGCGGCAGCAGAUCGGGUACUGCCCGCAGCACAACAUCCUCUGGCCGAACAUGACGUGCUACGAGCACCUUUGGUACUACGCGGCGUUGAAGGGCUUGCGAGGCGCUGCGCAAGAGGAGGCGAUCUCGCGCAUGCUCGCCGGCGUCGACCUGCAGGACAAGCGCGAUUGCUCCUCGACGAUGCUGUCGGGCGGGCAGAAGCGGAAGCUGUCGGCUGCCAUUGCGUUUGUCGGCGGCAGCCGUCUUGUGUUCCUCGACGAGCCGACUGCCGGCAUGGACGUUGGCGCGCGGCGAUACACGUGGGGCCUGCUGCGUGCCAUGGCCAAGUGCCACACCAUCCUUCUGAGCACGCACUUCAUGGACGAGGCGGAUCUGCUGGGCGAUUCCGUUGCCAUCCUGAACAAGGGCUGCCUGCAGUGCGCGGGCAGCAACAUGUUCUUGAAGGCGAAGCUCGGGGUCGGCUACGUGCUCACCCUCUCCGUCGUCGCCCAUGCUAAUUGGAUGGCCGUUGCCGGCGUGGUGAGGGAGCACGUGCCGUCAGCGACAAGGCUCGGGUCUGGUGCGGGAGAGAUGGCCUUCCGUCUUCCCAUGAGGACCAAGGCAGCGUUCCCCGCCCUGCUUGCCGAGAUCGAGGGCCGCGGCUCGCAGCUUGGCGUUAACGCCUACAGUGUCUCUGCCACGACGCUGGAGGAGAUUUUCAUUCAGAUUGCGCAGCAGGGGGCGGCCAAGGAAGAGAUGGAGCGGAAGCGGGAGCAGUUGACGGCGCCGUUCACCGCGACGACACGAGUGGCUGCUGCGGCAUCUGCGGGCUCAUCUGAAAACUACAUGAACGCGGUGACCGACAUCGCCACCGUGGAUGGUGUUUACCAGGAACCACCGCAGCCGUCGGAUGUGUGGAAUGUCGGCUUCAUCGGGAAUGAUCUCGGUGUCUUGCGCAGCCAGUUCAAGGCGAUGCUGUGGAAGCGGCUCUGGAAUGUCUUGCGCGACCGCCGGACGCAAUUCUUCCAGAUUGUGUGCCCGAUGCUGUGUGUGCUGCUUGCAAUGCUACUCAUGCUCAUCAAGUUAUUCCUAUCCCCAGCCAUCACGCUCUCCAGCGACCUAUACGGCACAGCGGUCGAGAUCGACGUGGUCGGAUGUGAGCGGGCCAUGAACUUGAGCAUACCAUUCUCGUCGAGAGCCGUUACGGUGCAGCCGCCAUCCGCGAUAUCCAUCGCAACGCUUUCCUCCUACAUGCUCAAAACGUACGACACUCACGUGGCGGAGCGGUACACCGGCCUAGUGUGCCUCGACACGGUGAGUUUCCCGGCACCGUUCGCGCCAGCAAGCAGGCCCGUCUCGGCCGUGAUCUACAACACCUCGGGCCUGCACUCCAGCGCGAUCGGCCUCUACAACCUUUACAACGGCUACUACAUGCGGCUCCGCGGCAAUAACGCCCGUGUACUGACCACCGUCGUCGAAGCGAUGCCCAGAACCAAGACCGAGGUCGAAGCCCAGGAUUCGAUCUACGCCCUUAUCGCCGCCAUCGUCAUCAUGGUCCCGUUCACGUUCAUUCCGUCCACGUUCGUGUCGUGGAUUGUAAAGGAGCGGGAGUGCAAGGCGCGACAUCUGCAGAACGUGUCGGGGCUCUACUUCUCCGUCUAUUGGCUCGCGAACUUCUUGUUUGACAUCUGCUGCUAUGUCAUCACGAUGUUCCUCAUCCUCAUCGUCUUCGCUAUCUUCAGCCACAGUGAGUACAUUGGUGCGAGGGCUGUCGGCGCCACCAUCGUGCUGUUGUUCCUCUACGGCCUCUCCGGCGUGGCCAUGGCGUACGCUGUGAGCUUCCUGUUCAAGGAGCACUCCGCAGCUCAGAACGUUGUCAUGCUCGCCAACUUUAUCACCGGCUUCCUGCUGGUUCUCUGCGUCUUGAUGCUGUCUGUGUUCGAUUCCACACACGAGCUGGCCAAAGUCCUACCGUGGAUCUUCCGCAUUGUGCCGAGCUUCUGCGUCGGCGAAGGCAUCAACAACCUCGCGAAGCUGAAGUUAGAGGGUGCGGUCGGCACAACAAACACACCGUGGUCCAUGUCCGUGGUAGGCUGGCCGUGCGUGUACAUGGCUGCCGGGUUGCCUUUCUACGUCGUUGUCACCCUCUUCUUGGAUCACCCCGGACGGCAGCAGCGGAUGCAGCGGCUCUUCCACAACCCUGACGCGGAGCCGGACUUUGUCAAGAACGAAGACGAGGACGUCGUGGCGGAGCGCCGAAGCGUGCUGGAGAGCGAGGCGCGCCAGAGCGACCUCGUGCGCGUCGAGAACCUGAGCAAGGUGUACUCGAACGGCAAGGUGGCGGUGCGCAGCAUCACCUUCGGCGUCCGCCCCGGCGAGGUGUUCGGGUUCCUCGGCACGAACGGUGCUGGUAAGACGACGACGAUUUCGAUACUUUGCCAGGAGAUUCACCCGACAAGUGGCCGCGCGUCCAUCUGCGGCAACGAUAUCGUGACGGAGAGCCGCGAGGCGCUGCGGUGCAUCGGGUACUGCCCGCAGUUCGACGCGUGCCUGGACCUGCUGACGGUGGAGGAGCACCUGGAGCUGUACGCGGGCGUGCGGGCCAUCUCGUACGACUGUCGCAAGCGCGUGGUGGAGGGGCUGCUGGCCUUGUGCGAGCUGACGAACUACAAGCAUACCCUGGCGCACGAGCUGUCCGGUGGCAACCGGCGCAAGCUGUCUGUGGCCAUGUCCCUCAUUGGAGGGCCGCGAGUGGUCUUCCUGGACGAGCCGUCGGCCGGCAUGGACCCUGUGGCGCGGCGCGGGUUGUGGACCGCAAUCGAGGCCGUCGCCGACAACAGCUCCGUUGUGCUGACGACGCACCACCUGGAGGAGGUGGAGGCGCUUGCGCAUCGCGUGGCGAUCAUGGUGGACGGCACCCUGCGCUGCAUCGGCGACAAGACUCAUCUGAAGAACAAGUUCGGCACCGGCUUCGAGGUGAAUGUGCGCAUCCGUUCCGAGGAGGAGGAGCUGAAAGAGGCUAUGCGUAACUUCUUCAGCGAGAACUUCCCGGGAUCCUUGCUGCGCGAGUACCGUGCACGCCGCUUCACCUUCGGGCUGCCCGGCGGCACGAAGCUGUCGAGGACGUUCAAGCUUAUGGAGGAGCACGCGUCGGCGCUGGGGGCGACGGACUACAGCGUGUCACAGACGUCGAUUGAGCAGGUCUUCAUGCAGAUCAGCGAGGAGGCCGAGCGGCAGCACGAGGCUGAGGAGGCGGAGCAGCUUGCCCAGACGCCGAAGAGCUACUGCAGGUGCUGCUGCUAG
Messenger RNA from Leishmania major strain Friedlin, 5331 nucleotides. RefSeq names its product putative ATP-binding cassette protein subfamily A,member 2 (gene ABCA2). Gene Ontology annotation, molecular function: ABC-type transporter activity; ATP binding; lipid carrier activity. Lineage: Eukaryota; Euglenozoa; Kinetoplastea; Trypanosomatida; Trypanosomatidae. The transcript has a single exon. Bases 1 to 5331 code for a protein of 1776 amino acids. Gene Ontology annotation, biological process: lipid transport; transmembrane transport. The record is from RefSeq and is a predicted model, not a curated record. Gene Ontology annotation, cellular component: membrane; intracellular membrane-bounded organelle.